UGAAUGAGGUGGACAACGGCUCAGUUGGAGCACCACCAUUUACUUAUUUAGCUUGCUUUACAUUCUGGGUGGCCUGUUGCGGGUCAUCAUCAUCGCAUGAAAAAGCCUGACUGACAGAUUCAUCUUCAUCUUUCAGAUACAGCAUUUCCAUAGUCUGUACCUAAGCUUGGCAGCGCCAUGAAAGGUGGAGGAAGAGGUAAGGAGCCUCCGGUGGAGGUGAGCUGCAAGCGGCCCAAGCGCAAGUGUCUACAAUGGCACCCGCUACUCUCCAAGAAGGCCCUGGACUUUUCAGAGGAGGAAGAGGAGGACGAAGAAGAACUAGAGAAGGAGCCAUUGUUGGUCAGGGAGACCCGGGGGCCGAAGGUGCCAUGCGGGGGGCCCAUGGAGGGGGAAGAGGACUCUUCAGAGCAGCGGGCCCGCCGGCCCAUGAAUGCCUUCCUGCUUUUCUGCAAGCGCCACCGAUCGCUGGUGAGGCAGGAACACCCUCGACUGGACAACCGUGGUGCCACCAAGAUCUUGGCUGACUGGUGGGCCGUGCUGGAGCCCAAAGAGAAACAGAAGUACACCGACAUGGCCAAGGAGUACAAAGAUGCCUUCAUGAAGGCUAACCCGGGCUACAAGUGGUGCCCUGCCACCAACAAGCCAGUCAAGAGCCCCUGCCACACUGUCAGCAACACCCGCAAUAAAGUGUGGUCCUUCCCUUCCAACUCCCCUAAGGGUUGUGCCACUGCCAAGAAAGUGCCCAAGACUGACAGCACACCACAGCUUAACUUCGCCAUGGCAGAUCCCACGAAGAUGGGUGGCCUAAGCAUGCUACUGUUGGCUGGGGAGCAUGCCCUUACUGCCAGAGAGAUUUCCUCCAGCUCAUCACAAUCUGGAGCCACAGAUGUCACUAAGUACCCUGAUAAAUCCUCCCUAUUCCAACUUGCUGAGAUCUCUUCCAGCACGCGUCAGCCCAGUUUAAUGGACACCGCUGGCAAAGGGAAGCCCUUGAGUUGGGGGGACCAGGCUGAAAUGUGGUCUGGAACCUCACAGCUGGGAAAGCCUGACGUACCCACUGCCAAUGUCAAGUCCCCUCUUUUUCAACUGGGAGAGCAGAUCUCCUCUGAUUCGAGCCAGUCGACUGCACCAGAGGGAAAGCAGUGUGGCCAGUCCGCUCUCUUCCAGCUUGCUGAGAUGUGCUUGGCCUCCGAGGCAGGGAAGAUGGAGACACAGGACGAUACCUGCACCCCACACAUCAAAACUGAGACGGUGGUCGAGGAGGCUAGGGACAACACCCCUGAUCUUCCUCUCUCCUUUCCCCCGUCUUCCUCCUCCAUGCCGACCGAUGCUAGUCUCCUGCUGCUCAGCGGCCAAGCGGCCAUAAUCAAAAAGAAAAAAGACGCCAGCACCAGAGAGCCGGCCAAAGUGGUGGACAAAGACAAGAGCCCUGGUCCCGGCUCGCCCAAAAAGACCCUCAAGAAGCGACCGUCAUCCGAGUCGGAGUUGGAGAGCCUCUUCUACACUAUCGAAGCCGUGGCUAAAGGGGCCUGGGGCGACGCCGAGGAGGAUAUGCCCAAGAAGAAGGCUCGCACCGCCGCCGUUACCAUUCUGGUAGAGUCCAGCUCACCCAAAAAGAGGGCCAAGCCCAAAGCCAAGAGGCCCCUGAAGGCUAAGGAAGAUGAGAGAAAUGUGAAGGACAAAGAGGACGACGGAUGCAUAGAGCUUCCAUUGACAGUGGAGACGGUGGUGAAUCCAGCAAGCCCCAAGACAGAGGCUAAGGAGGCCAAUAUUAGCAGCAGCACGGAGGAGCCCACCUCCCCUCCCAGCCCCCCGCGCAUCAAGCACAAAGUCGGGGAGAGGGAACUGGAGGCCAACGCAGAGGGGUGUGGCUCCAGAAAGUCUGAGAGAAGCUGCAAGGGGGCGCUGUACAAGACCCUGGUUUCGGAAGGGAUGCUGACCUCACUGAGGGCCAACGUGGACAGAGGCAAAAGAGGUUCUUUUCGAAGUGCAUCUGAUGAAGGAGGCUGGACUGACGAGACCUGGGCUUUCUCACAGAUGGGACCCAGUAAUUUCAAGAAGCUUAAGAAGUCCAAAUCUAAAGACGAGACCGCGCCAGGUUUGGGGAAACUAGAGGAGGAGUUUGAGAAGAAGUUCAACAGCCUGCCGCAGUACAGCCCUCUGACAUUCGACAAAAAGAGCACUGUCGUCACCAAGAAGAAAACUGACAUUAACACCGCCCUGGAGGAACAACCUCCAAAACCUGCCAAGGGUCCAUCUCCAUCUCAGAAAAAUACUUUAUUCCACAAGAUUGUUAGCAAAUACAAGGAGAAAAAGGAGAAGCCCAAUACUUUGGACAAAGACAUAGCGAUGCGUAGUGACUCCCCCAUGUUAGACUCGGCUGCCAAGGCCACAAAGGCAAAGCCGAGCCCAGCCCCCUGUACCACCGCCACGCUGAACCCAGAAGCCAUGGGAACUAGCCCUAGCGUGCCAGUGGGCAGCCAGAAAAGGAAGGCCAGGAAGAGCAAGAUCACACACCUGGUGCGCUCGGCCGAUGGCAGGGUGUCCCCAGCCGAAGAGGACAAAGCCAGGGACCUGACCCCGGAGCAGGAUGACAAGCCAUUAUCCCAAGAUACUUUAUGCAAUGAAACAGGGUGUUACAGCGCAUCCAAGCAAGAGGAGGCGGACAGGAGCAGUGCACCUGAAGACCUGCCUGCCUUCUUUAGCCUGGCUGCCCUUGCAGAGGUGGCAGCCAUGGAGAACAUUCACAGAGGCCAGCAUGUGAUUGGUGACAGCCAGAAGAAGGACAUGGCCAAGACCCCUGUGCUCAUCUCCUGCGCUGACCAAUGAAGUGGAGGAGCCUCUUGCCUCCGGCAAAACAGAAUAGAUGCUCGCUUGUUCGUUUAAAUUUUUUAACCUCCAACUCCUCAUCCUGUCCUGGAAGGAAGGAAAGAGACGGAACGUGACUCGUGGAUGGACCCCUCUGUGGUGAAUUAGCUCUAGAGCUCUGGUCUGAGGGGGAAAGAGUGGGUGAACUCACCUUCUCAGUGUUCUCCUGAACCCUUCCCUUGGCAGUAGGAGAUCACAUCGCCCCUCUUCCCAGACACUCCUGCCUAGAGGACCCUGUGGAAGAGGAAGACCAGUCCCUGAGAGCAUGGCUUCCUUCUCCGUUAGAGGUAGUUGUGUUAACGUGUAACCUUUGUCUGAUAUUACGCCAUUUUAAAGGUCAAGUUUUGCUAACAAAAAUUGCAUUUAAAAAAAGAAAGGAAACCUACGAUAACAUUUUCCCAUUUCAACCACAGUUUCGCAAAGACUCCACCUAGCAUACCUCGACGUAGGAUGAGUCAGAUAUUGUGGUUUCCCGCACGACUUCAUGCUUGAACUUAAACUAACACAGCCUGAGUAGAUAGUCCUCGUGACUGAAAGGGUUCCAAGAUACACAGACCUUACUUGUGUACCUUAAUUUUAAUUUGCCUAUUUAGUGUGGUCUAUAGAUACAACAGACCUCUUAACCUUCCAGGCCAUUAGCUUUUAAGCCAUUUAGCAUACACUCUUAUCCAGAGCAACUUACAGGAGCAAUUGGGAUUAAGUGCCUUGCUCAAGGGCCCAUCCAUUUUUCACCUAGUCAGCUUGGGGAUUUGAACCAGCAACCUUGCGGUUACUGGCCCAAAGCUCUUAACCGCUAGGCUACAUGCCGCCCAUGCACGUUGUAACCACUGUCAACCAUUAAGAUGCCAUUGUCAUGUAUUCAAUACUGAUCUAUCCCAAGCCUUCACGCCAGCUUAGCAACUGCUACUACGGUGGUCAGUUUGAACUCAACACAUUGAGGCUCUUGCAUUUAAACUUAAGCUUGCGUUUAAGUUUAGAUGGGAGGCCUUUGGUUAGCAUAUUUUCAGUCUUUAUCUGCCUGUUUACCUGGUGUUCAGCCCUAUGUGAUGACAAGCAAAGUUACUAACAGAAUGGAUGGUUCUCCAUGGCCUUAACUCUCUCAUCACGACCCUAACCGUACCACAACCACAACCUCUGCUCCUUAUUUCUGACUACCAUCCCAUCCACCACGCAACCAUUCACACAAUUCUUACAUCCGUUUGAAUAUACUUGAAUGAUGAAAAUGCAUUUUGUGUCAAUACUUGAUCUUAUUGCAGUCUGCGUAGCAUCUUCAAGGCUAAUCCAAAUGUGUGCUACUAGUUUCGUAAGAGUUUUUUAACAGACGCUGCACAAAUUUUGAGCUUAACGUAGGAGACUCUUUUAAGAUGUAACUUUUUCUUAGUAGGGCGAUGUGUUUUCCCUCGUUUUGUUUUUCCUAUUGGCCUUUUGAGAUUUUCUUAUGCCAAGUAAUGGUCCACUCUUAGGCAAUCAGAAUAAUCAAGGUUUUGCUUUUGAACGUAUUUCAAUAACAAGACAAUGGUCGUUGCUUUUAACGCAUUGUUUAAAAAAAAAAAUGUUUUUAUUGCAUGUUCUAACCAAGGUAGAACAGGCUAGCAUCCAUUCCAUAUCCAGAUAGCAGAUCCUUGUGUCCAUUCUUCUGUUUACAGUGUGUGAGCUGUAGUGGGGGACUCUUGACAUAUGCUCUGGGUGUAAGCUAAUCAGAUGGAGAAAGCUGUGUCAAGCUUAUAUAAGUAGUGUAUGACGAACUCACAUUGCAAGUCCCCACCGAUAUGUCCUCCAUGAAGUUACCAUCAUACUAUAUUAUUAUUACUCUUUUGUUUCCAAGUUGACCAAUGCUCUUUUUCUUAGUUUGUGCAGUAAAUCACACUUCUCUCCUUGUC
Salvelinus namaycush (lake trout) is the source of this 4748-nucleotide messenger RNA. Its product is annotated as HMG box transcription factor BBX-like. Gene Ontology annotation, biological process: regulation of transcription by RNA polymerase II. Gene Ontology annotation, cellular component: nucleus. The transcript has 17 exons. The record is from RefSeq and is a predicted model, not a curated record. Gene Ontology annotation, molecular function: DNA-binding transcription factor activity, RNA polymerase II-specific; RNA polymerase II transcription regulatory region sequence-specific DNA binding. NCBI's taxonomy places the organism in Eukaryota, Metazoa, Chordata, Actinopteri, Salmoniformes, Salmonidae. Bases 178 to 2829 code for a protein of 883 amino acids.